GGAGUGUUGAGGAAGAUUCUAGCUGAGAAACAUGGAAGUCUUGGUAUUAGAGAUUGAAGAUCCAGGUUGCUUUUGGGUUACUAUGAAAGGAUGUGGGCCUUACAUAGUUGAUGAAAUAGAAUAUGAAAACCUGAAUGCCGAAAUGAAUCGAUUCUAUGACAAAUCUUCUAAAGAUGUGGAUGAAGUAAAACCACUAACAGUAGAAGAAGGCCAGAUUUGUGUAGUUUUCAGUGAGGAACUGAAAUGCUGGUGUAGAGCAGUUAUUAAGUCAAUUAUGUACUGUACAGAUCAUUAUAAAGCAGAAUGUUUUCUCGUGGAUUAUGCAAAAUAUAUUUUUGUUAAAUCAAAGGACAUUAGAGUUGCACUGGAAGCAUUUAUGCAGAUCCCAUAUAGAGCAAAAAAGUGUAGACUGUAUCGCACAAAGCCAGUGACAUUACGUAUCGACUUUUGUGAAGAUACUGCAAAAAUAGUACCAGCCAACAGGUGGGAUAGUGCUGCUACUCGUUAUUUUCAAAACCUUCUCAAAGCAACUACUCAAAUGAAAGCCAAGUUAUGUGCCGUGGAAGAUAACACGUUUGAUGUUUUUCUUUAUGUGACAAUAAAAGAUGAAAAGGUAUGCGUUAAUGACGAUCUUGUCUCAAAGAACUUUGCUCGUUUUGAGGAAGCUAAAGAGGAUACAGGGAGUUCUGCAGAUUAUCAGGAGAACCAAACGUCAUUAAAUCUUGAGUCUCUUCCAGUGAAAAUCAUUAAUUCUGCCCUUGCUUUCAGGCCAGUGCUGUUUCAGGAGAAGGUCUUAACAAAUCUUGAAACAGAUCUUGCUGUUUCCAGACUCUUUCCUGAAGAGACAUACCAAAGGUCAAGCACAGAUGUAAAUGAAAAUACUGCACCUACUGUCAAAGAAAUUCCAGGUUUGCCUUUCAAGGGAAAUACAGCAGUUCACACAGACAGGCUUCAGCAGUUCUUAAAUUCUGAUCCUCUGAAGACACACAUAAUUGAAGAUGAGCAACAGAGUUUUCAAAAUCUUAGUGAAGAAAGGAACUUUGUCUUUCUUAGCAACAAAAUUGAGCCAUCAUCAGUUCUGGAAACAGCACCACUUUCUGAUGAACUGAAAAAGGAACUUACUCGGAAAAAAUUUUUAGGCCCUAACUUCACAGAAUCUUACUGUUGGCCGCCAGUAGCUCGAGGAUGUGAUGUAGUUGCCAUCUCGUAUCAAGGAAAUAAUCCUUUUUUAUAUAUUCCACCGGUUCUUACGUUUUUGCAGUUGGGAAGUUGCUACAAAGCCUUGCCAAAUGAGAAUGGACCAAUAGCACUUAUUUUAUGUCCUGGAUGGAAGAAGGCACAACUUGUUUUUGAGCUACUGAAAACAUAUGAGAGAUGCUCCAGACACCUUCAUCCAAUGUUGAUAAUACUUGGGCAGAACAAAGAAGCAGCUAGAAGUGUGAAAAUCCAAGGAUGUGAAGUAAUCGUGACUACACCGUAUAGCGUCCUGAGACUGCUGGAACAUAACAGUUUAUUAUUCUUUAGACUUUGCCAUCUUGUUCUUGAUGAGAUUGAGGUACUGUUCUCUGAUGCUGCUGAACAGGUUUUUACUAUAUUAGAAUGUUACAAGAAAGCCAUUAUUAUUGAAAAGUGGGAGUAUUCACCGCAUCAGAUUAUUGCUGUUGGAACUCGUUGGAAUAAACAUAUAGCAUACUUGAUAAAGGAGUUCAUGAAUGAUCCUUAUAUUGUGAUAACAGCUAUGGAAGAAGCUUCCAUCUAUGGAAAUGUGCAACAGGUUGUGCGACCUUGCAUGAACAGUGAGAGAACUGCUGUGUUGCUCAAAAUACUGGAUUUCACCCACAAUAAUCUUCAGAAGGUGCUGGUAUUCACUAAUUCAGUAAAUGAAGCAGAAAUGGUCCAUAAGGCACUGAAGAGCAACUCAAUAAUUUCCUUGAAAACUCAUAAAGGGAGUGAGUUUGAUUUCAAGUAUAUUUUGGAGCAGUGGACAAAAAAGUAUAGUUCUGGCACUCGUGUUGUGUUAGUUUUAACAGAUGACUGCAUGCAGUCUUUGGGAAUUACAGAUGCAACUUGCGUGAUACAUUUCAGUUUUCCUUCUCCAAGAAUCUUUGGUCAACGUCUACACAGCAUGUCUGACAACUUCUGUAAUGUGAUAAAGGAUUCUUCUGUAGAUCAGGAAUGUACAAAGGCAAGGUCAGUCUUUCUGCUAACAGAAAACAAUGCAUGUCAUGCACUUGGGAUCCUACGCUAUUUGCAGCACGCAGAAGCUGAAAUUCCACCAGAACUGUACGAUUAUAGUGCCAAGAUUCUAGAGGCUGAAGAAGAUAAGAAAUUUUCAAGGCCCCUGUGUGCCUAUCUUAAAACAUUUGGGAUUUGCAAGAAUAGAACAGUGUGUCCAGAUCGUCAUCAAGUUAAUUUACAAAUAGAUGUGCCCCAGAAUAUACCAGAUAAAAUUAUACAAACACCUGGAUGCGUGACAAUACUGCCUCUCCACAUUGUAAAUGCAACAAACUACUUUGGUCGAAUAGUAGAUAAACAAAAGGAUCAAUAUACAAUUCUUGCUGAAGAAAUUAAUGAGUAUUUUAAGAAACCUUGUAAUAAAAUUUCUGUUAAAAACGUGGAGAAGCUAGCAUUUUAUGGAUUAUGUGAGAAAACACUUUUUCACAGGGUUCAGGUGGUAGAGAUUUCCCCAAAAGAGGAGGAAAACUUGUUCUUUAAUGUCAAAAUUAAAUACAUAGAUGAAGGCAGAACAAGUCAAGUUCAGAGCUAUCAGCUGCUUCACUUACCUGCAAGGUUUCAGUGUCUGCCACCUCAGGCUGUGGAAUUUGUAGUUUGUAGAGUGAAACCCAUUGAUAAUGAAAUUGAAUGGAACCCAAAGGUAACUCACUAUAUAAAUCACAAAAUUAAAGGAAAACUACAUGAAGCAAAAAUAGUACAUACCUUGGGAAAUACAGCUUGGGUUGACCCAAUGGUCCGGGUUACCAGGUUUUCAGAUUUGAAGAUGUCUGUCAAUGAAUACAAUGUUCGAUCUGAGAUCUUGUCUACGGGUCUGGGAACUGACAAUCCAGAACAUAUAACACAACUUCAGAAGUUGUGCGGACACAUGAACGUAUUACAUCACGAAAAGAAUUUGGAUCCUUUAAGCAUAAAGGAGGAUACAGCUGGUCCAGAGAAUGCAUCCAAUCCACAGAAUAUGUCAAUACAAGAAAAUCCUACUGAAAACUGUGAUUCUUUUAAAAUUACUUCUGGGAAUCAUCCAUGUGAUGGUGUAGCUCAAAGUAAGGAAGCAGAAGACUCUACCCUGCAUCAGCAUAAAUGCUUUUAUCCAGAAAUAAAGUGGUUUCAAAAUGAAGAAACUGUUACAGUGAAGGUAAAAAUAGCAAGUGUAGCUGACUUUAAAUGUGAGUUCUCCAAAGAGAAGGUGAUUUUCAGUGCUUCUUCAGGAGACAAACUUUAUUGGGCUGACAUGGAGCUGUAUCAAUAUAUACUUGCAGAAAAGUCUACAUGUGUGAUUAAGGAUAAAGAGGCUAUUAUUGUUCUUGCAAAAGAGAAAAAAGGAGCAUGGUGCAAACUACUGAAGAAUAAGAAUCCUCAUGUGUCUUUUGAUUUUGAACACUGGGAAGAUUUUGAAGAUAAAAGCCCUUUUCCAGUUGGUACGAAAACACUGUAUUGCACUGCUGCAGUAGCCGAAGAAUUGGUUGACUCCUCAGAAGACAGUGGAACAGAAAGUGAUGAGUAAUUCGGAGGCGGAUCUCUUUCCUCUGAUAAGAAUUAUGCUUCAAAGUAGUGUCUCUUGCAUGAGCAUUUCCACUAAAUUUGAUAACACUAAACAGGUUGCAGAACUGUCCUUAAUUUUAGGAGGAAAAUAGCAAACAAACUGCUUACCUUUGGGCUCAGAAUCUGAAGAAAUACUCUAUAGAAGAACAUUACGUAUGUUUUCCAGUGCCUUCACUUUAAAAUUGUUGGCUGUAAUGAUGAUGUGCACAUAUGUACGUGUGCUGUCCAAACAGUAAAAUCUAAAGAUUAAACUUGGGUUGUGAAGCAGUUGAAUUUAUUAAUAAUUACAGAGCUUCUAGUUUACUUUAUCUGAGUGAAUUUGCUGCAUUAGCAAUAGUUAGUGAUUUUUGAAUUUCCAAAAUCCUGAUGAUCUGUUGAUUGUUUCCACCAAAUCUCUUGUAUUCAUACAGUAGCAGUUUGUUGGCAAUCACAUUUGUUAGUUCUGCAUCAAGAAAUGAUGCCUCAACUCCAAUGGCAAUUUUUGUUACUUGAUUGGAAAUAUGUUGGCUUGCUAUGAAUACUGUACAGUGCAGCUCACUGUAGUAACUAACUGCUGUACAGCUUUUGUGGAACGAGCACUGUGAUAGUAGAUUCAGUACUUGUUUUGUUUGACAUCAAUCUUCAUUUUUCAUGAAUGCUCUUAUUUCAUUCCCUCUUCGUUUACCUAAAACUCUCUUCUCCUUUGCAAAUGACCAAUAAAAUCUUGUCUGUUUAGCCCUAAGGCUUUGCCUUUUAGUAUACCAUCUUUCAGUAAACAGUUUUUCACUGUUACAUUUGUGCACAUCCAUAACAUUCUUGCAGUGAAGUAGUAAUGUAAAAGAUAUUUAUAAUAAAUGAAUCUGGUAUCGAUCUCUUUGCAUCUGUAGAUUUUAAAGCACAUAAAUCACUAUAUGGUGAUUUAGAAUAGACUUAACUUUACGAAUUUAUUUUAAGAAGCCUGAAAUUUUGUUGUAUCCUUGACUAGGAGGAAUAUACUUCCUUGUUGGCGAUGAUUAUUUCAAGAAACUUUUGUAUGCCUUUUGCUUCAAGAAUGGGAGAAGGACUGUAUUAUGUUUACAGUGGCAGUUACAGGUUUUUGAGUAUUAGCAUAUAAUAAAGCUGCUUCUUUCUGAAUAUACAAGAAUAUUGCUGAUGCCAGUGGAAAACCACCAUGUGGCAGAAACAGUUGUAAUUGUUAAUGUGUGGUUAAAAAAAAUCAGUGCUGUUGGGAACCUGACUACAACUGAGCUUAAUUAUAACCUUCACCUGAGUUACAGGUACUUGCAAAGCUGUAAUUGUACAAGUACUGAAGGAAAUAGCUAAUGUAACUAUAGUUUGGUCUUGCUCUGCAUUGUGAUGCAAAUAGAAGACUGUCGAAUCACCUAAUUGAAAAACAAAAAGUGAUGGGGCAGGAUGUUUUCUCUCACAUGUUUUGUUCUUCUUUGACUUGUCUGAUAUGUGAAUAUAAUGUAAGAUUAUUUUUCUGCUGGUAGAUAAAUGUAGUGCAUUAUUUAAUAGACAUAAAUUAUCUGUAAUUUUUGUUUGAAAAGUAAGAUACCUUAUGAGAUAGAAGCAAAAGCUGGUUUUAGCCAUACAUUCUUAGCAGCUGCCAAGAGCCAGUCUAUAAAGAGCAGUGUAAAAAACGUAGCAAUACAUUUCAAGAAUAUUAUUUUGGCUUCAAGCAAUUUUUGAUCAGGGUCUUCAUGAGCAAGAGGUUUUCUGUGGACAGCUUACUUGAAUUAGCUCAGUUGUAUUUUGGAACACCUAUGUCAAAUUCUAACAUUUCUCCUGCACUAAGAAAUUCAGUAGUCAAACAACAUAUUUUGUGGAAAAAUAAAAAAUAAAAAUCUGUGUUCUGAAGCCAUCCCUGCUCUAUCUGCUUGAAAUCCUGUACACUCAAGAAGUAAUAGGAACAGAUAGCUUGCUUUUUCCAUUUUCUUGUCAUGUUAAUCUGUAUGUUAAUGUAGUAUUUAUUUUUUGUAUUUGUCAUCGGCUACCAAAUGGAGUGAUUCUUGGAUGAUGAAGUUAUCUCUGUAAAGUCACAUUCAUGCUGAGGAUAAUUUCUGUGGUACUUCCUGUUCUAUAACUUGGAUGGUGUUGGAGAAAAUGGAUACCUGAGAAAUUAAGCUUUAAUUGAUUAUCUUGUUCUAAUUAAAAAUCUGCCUCUUCCCUUCCUGUUAACUGCUUUCC
Molecule: messenger RNA, 5943 nt
Organism: Grus americana (Whooping crane)
Lineage: Eukaryota; Metazoa; Chordata; Aves; Gruiformes; Gruidae
Gene: TDRD12
Product: tudor domain containing 12
Exons: 30
Coding region: 32-3736 (1234 amino acids)
Biological process (GO): germ-line stem cell division; transposable element silencing
Molecular function (GO): nucleic acid binding; ATP binding
Source: RefSeq, a predicted model, not a curated record